UUAUGGAUUGUAUUAGACUCUCGUAUAUCUUGACAGAAGGUCGUUUUGACACGGGGUUUGCUUACAUUUGAAAUAAUUAGCUUAUUUAGCCAGCCGUGGCUAGUCCUGCAUGGAGAGCCUGCGGCGUUGGCCAGCUUGAAUUCAGUAAUGUUUAACUGGGCUAGUGGCUUCUACAACGACUAGAACAGCAUAAGUGCGCGGUAAUGAAUGUUUUAGGGGUGCUAGUUUGUGAACAGAACAGACUCGUUAAUAUCGGUUUGUGCCUUUUAUAGUAGUAGGGGCGAGCAAGCACUUAAUUUGAGGAAGUAUGGUGUAUAACGCAUGUUAAAAACAGCGAGUUGCCUGUCUAGAGAGCAUUUUUGUGUCUCACAAAAGCCUAAGUGUUUCACAAGCCUAUGGUGCAUAUAAACGCCGUCUAGGUUUUUUCACAAGCCUAUGUUGUGAAACACGACCAGGCAUUGUACUUGGAGCCUAAUGAAUAAUAUUCCUUCCCCAGAAGGGGGUGGGUGUCAUGCAGUUUUUACUACGCGCGCACAAUGUGGCCAUCAUCAGUCUGGGAUGGUGUAAUGUAGUUUGUAUAUUUGCAUUGGACUGUGCUUCCGUGUGUUGGUGGCAGUGGGUGGGUCUCAUGGACUUUGACAACCUGUUAUCUUGGUUUAAUCUGUGUGGGCUGUGGUGAGUAGGGCUUAUGCAGAACAGGGCCCUACCCUUUGUUGUAACUGAUCUUUUUCCCCACACACUUUGUGUGUUUAUUCUAAGGAUCAGCUCCGUUUUUCUCUUUGUAAACUUGUCUCUUAGCAGGUGAGUGCUGGGUGAAAAAUAAUGGCGCAUGUUGGGGCAGUAUUUGCAGCAAUGGCUGGUGUGAUGGCCAUUCUACUUCAUUCUUCCAUACACAAGAUCGAGGAAGGACAUUUAGCAGUUUAUUAUAGCUUCAAAGGUCUGGGCACUGUUCACAUGAAAUGGACCAACAGAGUUGAGAGAUUCUUCUAAAAAUCUUUGUUUUUUGUGCUGCAGAAGAAAGAAAGUCAUACACAUCUGGGAUAGCAAGAGGAGGAGGGGCUUUGCUGACCAAUCCCAAUGGCCCAGGUUACCAUAUAAUGCUGCCUUUCAUCACUUCAUACAGAUCAGUGCAGACAACUCUGCAAACGGAUGAAAUUAAAAAUGUGCCUUGUGGAACCAGUGGGGGUGUCAUGAUCUAUUUUGACAGAAUUGAAGUGGUCAACAUGCUGGUUCCAUCAGCAGUGGUGGACAUAGUAAAGAACUUCACUGCAGACUAUGACAAGACGCUAAUCUUCAACAAAAUUCACCAUGAGUUGAACCAGUUCUGCAGUGUGCACACACUACAGGAAGUCUACAUAGAGCUGUUCGACAUAAUUGAUGAGAACUUAAAGACUGCUUUGCAGAAAGACUUGAAUGCCAUGGCCCCUGGUCUCACUAUACAGGCUGUGCGAGUCACCAAACCUAAAAUUCCUGAGUCGAUCAGAAGAAACUACGAGCUGAUGGAAGCAGAGAAAACCAGAUUACUCAUCACCGCUCAGACGCAGAAAGUGGUGGAGAAAGAGGCUGAAACUGAGAGAAAGAAAGCUAUAAUAGAGGCUCAGAAAAUGGCUCAGGUGGCAGAGAUCCACUUCCAACAAAAAGUAAUGGAGAAAGAAACAGAGAAAAAGAUUUCAGAAAUAGAAGAUGCUGCUUUCCUGGCAAGGGAGAGAGCAAGAGCAGAUGCCGAAUAUUACACUGCUGCAAAGUUUGCUGAAGCCAACGGGCUAAAGCUCACACCGGAGUAUCUGGAGCUGAUGAAAUAUCAGGCUAUUGCAGCAAACAGCAAGAUCUACUUUGGUCAGGACAUCCCCAACAUGUUUGUAGAAAACAGUGCCUCACAACCAUCCAUGGGCCAGGGUGCAGCAGACUCAAUGGAGCAGUUGGAGUCCUUGACUAUAAAAGAGAGUCUUAAGAAAGCUUCAAAGUCCAAACCUUCAGAAGAGCACUGAGGGGCUCAAUGGCUGCCCUUACACCCCCCCCCCCACCCUCUUUCUCCUCCUCUCUUCAUGAGGCAUAUAUACUUUUCACUCAUGUACUACAGUAGUUUUGGGUGCUUGGCUAACUGUGCUGUGAGACAGUCAACUGAGAAAUGGAGGCAGUGAUUUACCAGGAGUCAUUUGUGGACUGAAAAAAAUUAUUACAGUGAAGAAAGUUUUCUCAAUCUGUGCUACUAAAUAUUUCCAGAUUGAAUUAUUGCGAUCCAAAUCUUUAUCCCCUUCAAUUUCCCUGAUUCACAUAAGCAUACUUCCUUUUCUUCUUUUAUUAUUUGCUCUUAAGUUUUGUUAACCUUUUCCAAAUCCAUGCUAAAUAUUUGUUUGAUGCAGGCUGUUGCAUUCGUGUAAUUUAUAUGAACAUUUAGAGGUUUACCUUAAUGUGUUGUCUUUUGAAAUAACUGGAAUUAUAAGGCAUCACACCAAUUGAGGUGUUGGCUAAUGCAGCUACAGUCUGAUAAUUGUUUUGUAGCCUAAGUUUGUCAUCUCUUUUCAUUUUAUAUGUUGUUAAAAGAGUUGCAGAUAUAAGUCCUCAUUUGCAAGGUCACUAAAUUCAUUAGGUAAAACCUUGAAUUAGUUCAAACCCAGCUGCAGAGAUAAGUGGCUUUUACAUAAGUAAAAAUUAUCUUGUUUUAAAAAUCACAUGCACUCUUUGCAAUUUCCCUUUAUUGUUGCUUGAUUUGUGAUCAAUAGUCUUUCUAAAUGAAUCUUCCUUUCUAACCCUAACCCACUCCUAGAUUUUCCUGAGUGAAUUUAGUUUCAUUUAAUGUCAGAAGUAGUGGGUUUGGUAUAGUAUUUUGUAGCAUUUUAGUUUGUGGGUGGCCUGUGGACAUUGAUUUACAUUGUUGAUUCAUUGUUGAGUAUGGGUAGGUAGGCUGUCAAAGUAAAAUGGUAAAGUUUGGUUUUCUUAAAGUUUUAGAACAAGAACUCAAGCAUUUGAAAAGAUGUGAGAUGGAUGUUAGAUCUGAUGGAAAAUAUUUGGUUUGCUCCUGAAUGCCUGUAUGACUUUAGUUUAGCUUGAUUGUUUUGUCAUUACUGGAAGGACUUUUAUUUAAAUGGAAUUUAAUUAAAAUAAGGGCUGCUGUUUUAUUAGGCACUACAAAAGAAAUGCACCAUUAUGAUGGGUGAAAGGAAAAUGAUCACACAUUAAAAAGUAUUCUGACAACAUAUUGCGGCUUUUUUGGUAGCUAGGUGAUCUUUUUUUUUAGUUGUCCUGUAGCCUUAAGAGUUUUAUUAUGUGACCACUAGGGGAGGCAAGUGAUCUUCAGGAAUCAAAAGACUGGACAACAAAGAGCUAAAUGAGCACUAUGUACAAAGACAUGGUUUGCAUUGUUAAGCUUGCCACAAAAGGUGUCAACAUCUGUAUAAAUUGAUUUUAUAUGCCAGUAAUGCAAUGCAUUAAAUUAAACCAUCCUAACAAGGUUUUAAGUGGAGUGUGUCUAUUAGUGCUGUCUCUCAGGAAAGAGUUCUCUAACUUGAAUGACCUGCUUUUUUGGUACCCUACAAUAAACCAACAACCUAAUAGUAAACUUAGUCAGUUGUACAAUUGUGUGCUCUGUUUGGGAAUGUGUACCAAAAGAGGGACAAACAGACAACCGUUCAUUUAAAACUGAAUUUUCAAACCAUGACCACAUUAUGCUCCGUUCUGUGUCACUCCUUUUUUUUUCUUCCUCCACUGUUUUCUUUCAGGGUAUAAGUUAAACAGUUUCAGACGCUUAGAAGAAAAUCUCAAAACUGAACACAAUCUUUCUGUUUGUAUGAUCCCUGUGAUACUUAUGGUUGAUUAAAUGAGAGAAUGGAACUUGACUGCCCUGUAAUAAACCCACUCUGUUAAUGUCACGUUUUUUACGUCAGCAUAAUUUAAUCUCCUUAUUUUAAAACAUUUAUAUGCAAAAUUUAUAAAGUUUUUAACAAUGUUCAAUUCUGUAAAAUAAAACUUAUUUUGAUAC
This is a messenger RNA of Xyrauchen texanus (razorback sucker), 3979 nucleotides long. RefSeq names its product erlin-1-like. Gene Ontology annotation, molecular function: cholesterol binding; ubiquitin protein ligase binding. Gene Ontology annotation, biological process: SREBP signaling pathway. The transcript has 12 exons. Lineage: Eukaryota; Metazoa; Chordata; Actinopteri; Cypriniformes; Catostomidae. Gene Ontology annotation, cellular component: endoplasmic reticulum; endoplasmic reticulum membrane. Bases 1098 to 1988 code for a protein of 296 amino acids. The record is from RefSeq and is a predicted model, not a curated record.